CGAACGACCAGACGACCAGAGGACGACGCGUGGCACAGACAGAGAUUAAGAUAUCAAUACUUUUGUCGAGUUUGUGAGCGACGAGGUGACCUUGGUCGUGGCAGUGGCACACGCUAGGUGCUUGAACGACCGAUAGUGAUUGUGCUCGCAUUCUUUUGACCGACACAUUUUCCGAAGCGACUUGCAACGUUGUGCUCUUGUUAUCCGCAACCCGCAACCGACGCGAUGGCGGCGCCGCUCUCAGACGUGCUUUCUCUGCCCAUGUUGGACGUGGACGUGGACAUGGGUGCUGAGCUUGAGGCUGUUAAUGACAGCGAACUCGUUGUUUUCACUCCCGGUACCCUUUCCACCACCUUUGCCGCACUCGAGCAAGAAGGAUCGGUUGACGGUGCGCAUGACGCGCUGAACAUGGGUGAUUAUGAUUUGGAGCCUGGCACCAUGGCGGGCGCUUCAAACCGCGCCAGUACUAGCCAACAGGACGAUACUCUGCUGGCCGGCUCGAUGAAUCUUGAUGGGAUUGCUGGAAUUGACGACCUGGUUCUGGAGGCAGAGCUGCCAGGUGAUUCUCAGACGACCCAGUUUCAUCUCGAUGCCGCGACCAUGAAUGCGCAUGCAGCUUUGUAUUCGGAAAGCGCCCAUACCUCACCCACACUGGAGCACGAGCAAGCCAGCAGUGUUUUCUCUGACGAGGACAGUGGCCAUGCUUCCGACCACUCCUCUGGAUCGGAGGCGCUGAGCAGCGCGGCGGGUCAUUUUGCCGUUCACCUUGGCGAGGAUGAGGUGGAUGCCACCGUUGAGGCCGAGGUGUGUGUGCCGCGUGCUGGCAAACGCGAGCUGGCCAAGCGCCCCUUUGCCAAGCGCUCCAAGCCCAAUUUUUAUGAGGACAUGACUGCGGAAGAGCGGCGCCUGGUCGAGCGUGAAGGCUUCAAGCUGCCCAAGGAUCGGGCUCUGACCAAGGCCGAGGAGAAGGAGCUCAAGAAGGUGCGCCGAAAAGUCAAGAACAAGAUCUCCGCUCAGGACUCGCGCAAGCGCCGCAAGGAAUAUCUUUCUCAACUUGAGGACAAGGUCAAGUCGGCCAUGACCAACAACCGCAGCCUCAAGACGCGUGUCUCGUCGCUCGAGCGCCAAAACUCGAAUUUGAUGGAGCAAAUCAACGAGCUCCACGCUCGCCUUGCACGUGCUACCGGCGGUGGUAGUGCUACUGCUGGUACUGCUCUCAUGCUCGUCGGCCUUUGCUUCUCCCUGCUCUUUCCGGCGGACCUUGUUGGUUCGGGGGGCCUGGAAUUGGGUGGUCCCACCCCGUUCCAACCCUUUGCCCCCACCACCGACUCGGUCAAGGGCUUUCAAGCUCGCACCCUUGCGUUUGGCCCCGGUCCCGCGGGUCUUAUGGACCUAGAUGGUGAUGGAGAUGCCGACUACGUGCGCCAUCCAGGCUCACAUGCCAGUCCCGUCCCCCCCGCUUCUUCUGCUCAGUCGGCUGCCGAUGAGCGCCUUGCUCGCACCGUGAUUGAUGAAUUGGGUCAAGCCAUUGCAGCCAUGAACACGGCUCCAUCCACAGAGGCCUCGAUGGAGCACCUCCAUACCGCUUUUCACAACAUCAACCGCAGUGCCGAACUCGAUGAGAAUACCGACGAAGCUCCAGAUCUGCCCACCUUCACGGCUUCAGAAGCCGUGCCCAUGAUUGCCGUCGGCCAGGCCAGUGCUCAAGCAUAAGCGUGCUCCCCAAGUAAAAGAUUGGCGAGGGCCCAAGCACGCUGUGCGUGAUGUACUUUGUAUGUGCCAGCAAUGGUUUGAAGGGCUAAUUAGUUUCCAUCAGUGGUGUGACCGCGCCGAGUGCUGUUGUCCACUGAGGUGUUGCUGUUUAUUUUGUGUGAAGCAAUGCCUAUCGUAUUUGAUUUACUAUUAUGCGUGAGCAGGCCGUCUUUAGAAAUGGCUUGUUGCACCAGUCUUGUGGUGUCAUCUUUGUGAUCGGCCGUCUUUCUUUGGCUGCUGAUGCCCCCGAGUGGCGAUUUAUAAUUCAAUCAGAAAACU
Molecule: messenger RNA, 2031 nt
Organism: Monosiga brevicollis MX1
Lineage: Eukaryota; Choanoflagellata; Craspedida; Salpingoecidae
Exons: 1
Coding region: 226-1713 (495 amino acids)
Biological process (GO): regulation of transcription by RNA polymerase II
Molecular function (GO): DNA-binding transcription factor activity, RNA polymerase II-specific; cAMP response element binding
Source: RefSeq, a predicted model, not a curated record